CUGGGGUUUGGAGUCGGAGCCGCUGCCUGAGACCCCGCUCUGUUCCCCGCAGGUCACCGCGUGUCAGCAUGGCGGCCACAAACCUGGAGAACCAGCUGCAGAGCGCGCAGAAGAACCUGCUGUUCCUGCAGCGGGAGCACGCGGGCACGCUCAAGGGCCUGCACGCCGAGAUCCGGCGGCUGCACGACCUGCAGAGACGCUGCGAGGACCUGGAGGCGCAGCUGAGGGCGAAGGAGCAGGAGCACGAGGAGCUGCUGCGCGAGCUGGAGCAGAGGAACGCGGCCAUCGCGGUGCUGGAGACCACCGUGCGGGAGCGGGAGAAGCGGUACCUGGAGGAGCUCAAGCUCAAGAGCCACAAGCUGAACAUGCUGUCGGGGGAGCUGGAGCAGCGCGCGGGCACCAUCGCCUACCUGACCGCGCAGCUGCACGCCACCCACGGCUACAGGCCUGGGCCCCCCAGGGACAAGCAGCCCGAGACGCCCCGCCGCCGCAUGAAAAAGAGCCUCUCCGCCCCCCUGCACCCCGAAUUCGACGAGGUCUACAGAUUUGGGGCCGAGAGCCGGAAACUCCUUUUGCGGGAACCGGUGGAUGCCAUGCCCGACCCCACCCCGUUCCUGCUGGCCAGGGAGUCGGCCGAGGUCCACCUCAUCAAGGAGAGGCCCCUGGUCAUCCCCCCCAUCGCUUCCGACCGCAGCUCCGGCGAGAAGCACAAGGUCCACGUGGGUGUGGCCCCCCGCAUCCCCCACGCGGUCCCGCCGCAGGCGCAGCCAGAGGUGGAGACACUGGCGGUGGACCAGGUGCGCGGGGGCACGGGCGUCAGGAAGAACUCGGGGACGGACCGAACUGUGUGAGGCUGCCACGCCCGCCGCUGUCCACACUGUGAUCACCGCUGCGGAACUCCCAUCACGCCAUUUUGUUUAGUUUCCAUGCAUGCCACACUCCUCAGACCCGCCACCGUUCCCCUCCCACCCCGUCUCUCACCCACGUGCUCGUGUCCCGCUGCAGCUCCUGUAGCAGCUGUGCCCCACGCCUGUGCCGCAUGGCCUGCUUCCCGCACACCCGUGUCCCGGCGCGUGGACAGCGGCCCGCAGGCUGCAUGCUGCUCAGUGUCAACGUGGUCAGAUAGCCACUCCCAUGGAGACCCCUCACCUCUGACAGGCCUUUCCCGGCGGCCCUGGCGGCAGGUGUAUGUGUAUGUCACGGGAACUAAAUAAGAUGACGUUGCUUCUCAUAUCACCGCAACCUGAAUGUGUGUUCAUAUUUUUUGUUAAGUUUUAGCCGAAAUGUUCAAGAUCCCAACAAACUUUAUUUUCUAAACCUGC
Molecule: messenger RNA, 1322 nt
Organism: Myotis brandtii (Brandt's bat)
Lineage: Eukaryota; Metazoa; Chordata; Mammalia; Chiroptera; Vespertilionidae
Gene: CCDC92
Product: coiled-coil domain containing 92
Exons: 3
Coding region: 69-851 (260 amino acids)
Cellular component (GO): centriole
Source: RefSeq, a predicted model, not a curated record